Messenger RNA from Haliotis rufescens (red abalone), 4353 nucleotides. RefSeq names its product FMRFamide receptor-like. Gene Ontology annotation, molecular function: G protein-coupled receptor activity. The record is from RefSeq and is a predicted model, not a curated record. The coding region runs from base 889 to 2253 and encodes 454 amino acids. Lineage: Eukaryota; Metazoa; Mollusca; Gastropoda; Lepetellida; Haliotidae. Gene Ontology annotation, biological process: G protein-coupled receptor signaling pathway. Gene Ontology annotation, cellular component: membrane. The transcript has a single exon.
GAUGUGAUAAUAACCAGUUGUUAUACUUGAAAAACAGACGGAUGUGAUAAUACUCUGUUAUACUUGAACAACAGUAGGAUGUGAUAAUAAUCAGUUGUUAUACUUGAAAAACAGACGGAUGUGAUAAUAAUCAGUUGUUAUGCUUGAACAACAGACUGAUGUGAUAAUAACCAGUUGUUAUACUUGAACAACAGACAGAUGUGAUAAUAAUCAGUUGUUAUGCUUGAACAACAGAUGGAUAACUGUUUCAUUCAGAAAAUCCCCAAAUGAUUCUGUUCUCAGAAGACAUAAACAUCAGAAGGAGUUUCCAUGUUAAUUAUGUGUGAAAAGAACACAUUUGUCUGAACCAAUUAUCGUCAGAAACACAUACAGAGGCAUGUGAGGAUUAUCAGUCUAACUACAUCAAGAAAUUGAUUACCUGCAACGAGAGACCAUUGAUGAAGAGUGUCAAGAUACAUACCAGUCAAAUGGGAGCUGGUUUGUGAUUGUGGCUGAUACGUAAAAUACCAGGGUUGUGAUUGGUUGAUGCAAGACAUAGGUGGUUUGUGAUUGGCUGAAUCAUGAAAUGAGUGUGGGAAGGUACAGAGUUAUCAUUCCUCAACACCGGUGGGUUUUCCCAGUCCAUGAAUCUUGGACCCAAUGAAACAGUAAAGACAUGUAUAUCCUUGACUGCCUCCUGACUUGAGAAGGGAGUAUAUAGAUGACAUGAUGCUGCUGUCAGUGUCAAUAUGCCAUCUGGCAUCUUGGGAUGCUGAGAGAAUUUGAUCUGAAUGGUAACAAUGCAGGAUGACAACAUGAUCAUCACAGAAUUCUCAAUGAAAUCGAAACAAAUGUUCUUGACAGAUUGUCUGUGAUAUUUAUUUCAAUUUUGCUGUUGGAAACAUAAGAAUGACGACAACAGAUACAGCUGUGAAUAGUUCGAAUGACAACUACACGUCUUAUGGAAUGAACUUUCCGAAUUUCACCGAGGAUGACUCCUUCAAACGUAAGCUUCUUACGUACUAUCUUAUGGGCGUUGGCGGUAUGACUAUAAGCUGCCUUGGUAUCAUUGGUAAUAUCUUGUCAAUUGUUGUGCUCACAACGAAAUCCAUGCGUUCAUCAACCUACAUGUUCUUGGCAGCCUUGGCCGCAUGUGACACACUCGUGCUUAUCGUCACAAUGCUGAUGCUAAUUAAGGACACCAAGCCCCCGCAGAAAUACUCGGUGGAUUUGUUCGAGGAACCUUACUAUGCCUUCAUCUUUCCCUAUGUACACCCCAUAGCUAUAACAUUCCAGGUGACGUCCAUAUGGUUGACACUGGCGUUUACUGUUGACCGAUACAUCAUGAUUUGUCACCCAUUCAGGGCCGAGACAAUGUGCAGUCGGGGCAGGGCGCGAAAAGUCAUCAUCGCCUUGUUUGUUGCUGGAAUUAUUUUCAAUUUGCCACGGUUCUUUGAAUAUAACACGUUGGAGAUAACUUACGAGGAUAUGAACAACCAGACAAUGGAGAUGUACAUGAUAGAGUUGACAGCAGUGGGGAACAAUGAGUAUUUUAAAGAAAUUGUUCAUUCCUGGAUGUAUCUUAUAUGUGUGUGUGGCCUCCCGUUCUUGACUCUCGCCGUUCUUAACUACUUUCUCAUACGUGCAGUUCACCUCUCGCGUAGAAAAGGCAAGGAAAUCAAUGUCCGUGAGAAGCGUCGGAAUGACACUACGAUAAUGUUGAUAGGAGUGGUUGUUGUGUUUCUCAUUUGCCAGGGUCCUGCCCUCGUCUCACGUAUGAUGUGGGCAUUUAGCUCUCUUGCUAAACUUGAUUCGCCAUAUCACACGCUAAGUGAAGUUGCCAACUUUCUAGUUAUCAUGAACUCAGCAAUCAAUAUUGUGCCAUAUUACUUUUUUGGCAAAAAAUUUCGCAAGGAAUUCUGGAGACUGUUUUGUUCAUGUGUGUUUAAUAAAGAAGAACUACGGAAAAUGACCCGGAGUUUCAGCAUCUCUGUAGCCGAUGGCAACCGUAAGCAUAAUGUUGCUCCUCACGAAAUAAAUGGAAUGGAAAUGAAUGGUCUGAAACAUCUCCACCCUGCGUUACUGGCACCGAAGGACAGUGUUGCUGCCCCUUUAAUUGAUGAGCGAGAUCGGUCAGUCUCUGACGCAUCAGACCUCAGUGGCUAUGAAUACAACCCAAAGAAAACAGCUCACUUUUAUCCCAGCUCAAAUCAGCUUCAAGUCAAUGGGAAACAGCCAGGCUACCUCAUCGCUUCAACUGUGGAGGAUAAAUAAGUGCAACCAAGACAAAUUGUGUACUUAACUAUUUUAACAAUAUUGUGUGAAUAACGUAAAUUUACCUGAACACUGGACUGAAUAUAGAUGUACUACUUAUUGAUUUAUAUGCUUGUCUGCCUAUGUGAUAUGGAGAUAAACCUUUAAACGCGCAGUGAGCUGAUCAAACCCUUACUGACAUGGCAUGGUUCUGUUCACAUGUGAGUAUUUCAUGUGCUUAUCCUGUUAGAAGCCGACAGGUAUAGUGUGCAAUUAGGGGUAAGGCAUUUAUAAAUACCAGAUUAGAUUUUCAUCCAAAUUUUUCAAAAAUGUAAGGCAGAAGGCAUUUUGUUUUUUUAAACAAACAUUUCAAUGCUUCUUUGGCCAUUAACUGUCAAUGUGUGUGAAUCACAUGAGGUUGAGUUUGACUUGUAUCUGGAGGAUUACAUCAGAUAAAGAAGAAGAGAACAAACUGAGUUCUGCAUCUGUAGGUAUUGGGUACAGGAAGAUGACGUGAUGUGGGGUGUUCAUUAGUGAGACAGGCAAGGUUGAACAUCUAAUAAUCUAUGUGUUCUGUCAUAAUCUUGAAUCAGUUUGUGAGGCCACCACUGUUAAUGUCUUGUUUUACAAAUGACCUGACUCUUUAGGUUUGAUUUUGGAAAAAAUUACUAAACCAUAUUUGAUGCUGUAUUUGAAAUAUGUUUUUUAUAAGAAAAAUUCUACUCUAGUUUGAAUUUUUGUUUUCCUUUUUGUUAUGAAAUUUACCCCAAUCCAACCCUUAUAACAUUUAAAUUUUUUGAAAGUUUUGCAUACUGCCGUAUUUCACAUUGACCAAGAACAUCUGGGAACGAGUCACUACUCCUGGCUCUGGGCCUCUAUUCUUCUAUUUUUAUUAUUUCUUUGAAAGAGGCUGUGCUUCAAAAUUAUGUGAUAUGACUUAAUAGUUUGUUAUGUAAUUAGAAAACACUGAGCACUUUUCACUUUGUAAUAAGUGAAAUGAUAGUUUUCAUUUACUGAUCUAAAAUGAGACUAUUAUUGACUUUUCCUUAACUGUUUCAUGCACACAAAAUACGGAAACUUUAAGUGAUAACUUUUCAUUUUACAGACAUAUUAUGUCAUUCCACAGUCACAUUAUACUUCAAGUAAACAGUAAAAUAUUUUAUUAUAUAUUAUAUAAUAUUUCAACAUGUGUUCCUGCACCUAAGUUUCCAUAUGGUAGAAAAGAUUUGAAAGCACUUUUUGAUUCAUAAACACAUGCUCAUGAUAUAGUCGGAAUUGUACAAUCGACUCUUUAUGCAGAAAGAUUUUGUGUAAAACAGCCUAUGAAAACUAACUUUAUCCCCAAAAAGAUUGAAACAUUUCAGAAUUAAGGUGUAAUAUUUUUUGUUGCUUGGUUACCAGCCAAUGAGAAAAAAAGAAUUCUGUUUAGAAUUUUUUUUUACCACUGAGUCUGAUAGCCUAGGAAAAAAAAAACGUAAAUUGUUUUCCAGCCUGGCCCAGACAAGUGAAGCAUGCUCUCUGAUCUCUACACGUCCGCUCAAAGUGAAAGAUAAAGACAGAGGAUUACUAUUUAUAGAUUCACCUGCCUUAUUUGUUGACAAUUUAAGAAUAUAAAUUGAAAGGUAUAAUUUUAUCCUUGUUUUUAUUUUCAUCUCUGACUUGGGAUUUUUAGCCAAACAAUCUCGCUAACCAUCAAAAUAUAUCAAACCUUUUUUUAUGAUUCAUUGAUUGAACUUCUCUCCUGGAUCCUAUUCUGACAAAUGACAUAUCCUUCAUUGAAACAAGCUAUAUAUGUUAUUAAUGAAGCUGUUGUUUCGUUUGAUUUACAUUGUUUUUGUCCUUUGUCAAGAAUCCUGACAGAACAGGUACACGUAAGUGUGCAUUCACAGAUGUACAGCUGUUGUUAUUACCAUCUGUUAUAUAUCUGCACAUGUUUUAAGUCACAAUUUUGCCAAAUUUUGAAUUUCUCGUGUUAAGAAGUAAUUUAAUUGUUUCUUGUAUGUUCUUGUACUUUUAACACUGACUAAUACUAAAUGCUCAAAUACGAAGUUCAACUUCAAGUUUAUUUUCAUCAUGUUGGAUAUUCUGUUAUAUCAUUCAGAAUAAACAUUUGAUAUUUCA